Messenger RNA from Thalassophryne amazonica, 2383 nucleotides. It is a transcript of the gene alkbh5, whose product is annotated as alkB homolog 5, RNA demethylase. Bases 587 to 1666 code for a protein of 359 amino acids. The record is from RefSeq and is a predicted model, not a curated record. Gene Ontology annotation, cellular component: nucleus. Gene Ontology annotation, biological process: mRNA processing; mRNA export from nucleus. Gene Ontology annotation, molecular function: oxidative RNA demethylase activity. NCBI's taxonomy places the organism in Eukaryota, Metazoa, Chordata, Actinopteri, Batrachoidiformes, Batrachoididae. The transcript has 4 exons.
CACUGCGCAUGCGCAGAGCGUUGGCAGGUUACACGAGUUUGUUUCCAGCUUUUUCUUGGACUGGGUUCGGGGUGGUGUGUGGUGGAGCUUUGUUGUGUUCUCCAGGAGUGUUAGGACACGAGUGGAGACGCAGAAACAAGGUUUGGAGUUUAGUCGGGACGCGUGAGAUGUUGCUGCGUGGUUUGUGCGACGGUCAAUCCAAACCAGGCUAGUUUUGCUAAGAGUUAGCAGCUCGGCUAGCUGUCGUAUUUACUUUUUUUUAACCACCUCUGUUUUCCCUGAAUGAAGCGCGUUGUAUCGACGCGAGGUUUUAUCCCAAGCCUGCUUGUUUAUAACCAUCCGUAACCGUCGGCUGAUAUCGGCCGCGGCUCGGUGAGUUUUUGUGAUUUCAGUGCUCGCACACGACGGCAGAGCAGCUUGGCUAAUAACGUUAGCUACUUUUGUGCUGUGAGUGAGGGCUGCCACAAGCUAGCCGCAUUAGCGUUCAUUAUUUAGAGUCGUCGAGUCACGUUUACCGUACCGGUGCUGAAAUGUGGCACUAAUCCGUGGCUGCCUGAUUGCUAGACGUCGAGUUGUUUUGACUGAUAUGGCAGCCAGCGGCUACUCAGACCUGAGGGAGAAGCUGAAGUCCAUGACUCCACACAGGGAUGAGUACAAAAAUAAAUACGCGGAUGGCGGCGAACGAAGUCGAAAACGAAAGUAUCGGGAGUCCGAUGAAGAUGAUGUGGACCACAGUGAUGACAGCACGGAGCUCAGGGAGCAGGAGGCCCGCCGGGUGAGGAGCAGCAUCCAGCAGAAGAGCAUCUUCACGCCGGAGGAGUGCGUCCGCAUCGAGGAGAAGAUCGACGAGGUGGUCGCUAAAGCAGAGGCUGGACUCUACCGUGAGCACACAGUGGACAGAGCGCCCCUCCGCAAUAAAUACUUCUUCGGGGAAGGCUACACGUAUGGAGCCCAGCUGGAGAAACGUGGACCUGGCCAAGAGCGGCUGUACCGCAAAGGAGAGGUGGAUGACAUCCCAGGCUGGGUGCAUGAGCUGGUGAUCAACCGGCUGGUGUCUGAUGGAAUCAUCCCAGAAGGGUUUGUCAACAGUGCUGUCAUCAAUGAUUAUCAACCAGGCGGCUGCAUUGUUUCCCAUGUAGAUCCUCAGCACAUCUUUGCCCGGCCCAUCGUCUCUGUGUCCUUCUUCAGUGACAGUGCACUCUGCUUUGGCUGCCGAUUUCAGUUUAAACCUAUCCGGGUGUCCGAGCCCGUGUUUGUCCUGCCUGUGAGAAGAGGCAGCGUCACAGUACUCAGUGGCUAUGCUGCAGAUGACAUCACUCAUUGUAUCCGGCCCCAAGACAUCAAGCAGAGGCGUGCUGUCAUCAUUCUUAGGAAAACCAGACCUGAUGCUCCUCGACUGGAUUCUAACAGUGCGUUAAGAUCCUCCCAUGCAGAGAGACACGUCCCUCUGAAAGCCAAACGUUCUCAUCGUAAAGCAGACCCCGAUGCCGCUCACAGGCCAAGGAUUCUGGAGAUGGAUAAAGAGGAGAACAGACAUCCAUCACUCUCCCGCCACCAUCGCCACAGCAUCAGCUCAGAGAACUACUGGGGACGUGGCCAUGAUGACGACAACGAUGAUAAACACACGGAGAGUUCAGGACGCAAAGUCAAAAUGAGACGUCAUUGAGAACUUUGCACAGGCGUGCACACAUACCUGAUUUUUUGUUUUUAAUAUAUAAUUCAAAUUUGCAACAUGCUCUGAUCAGUUGUCAUUUUCUUGCUCUGAUUUAAAUCUGCACAGGGAGCAUGCUCAUCUGCAGUUACAGAAUCUUACGCUGUGCAGCUUGGCGAUGACGUUAAACUCUUAACAUCCCUCAAACAUUUGACUCUGUGGUCAUAGAUACUUGGAUUUUUCUUUUCUUUUUUGUAAGUCUUUGAGAGGGGAAGGGGGAACCAAGAUGUACAAACCUUUUGUGAGCUAAGAGCAUGUAUGGAUUUGUACAAAAAGACAAACCCCACCUGUAAUGUAACUUGUUAUACUGUACAAUAAGUUUGUAUAGAUUUUGAUUGGGGGGGAAUGUUAAUGCAGGAAGAAAUUUUAGUUUCCUAGAUGGUGCCGUUUGUUCAUUUAGACCUCAUUGCAGUUUUAGUUGGGGCUGUCAGGUUUUUGCUGUAGUACAUCGGUUUUGUGCAUGUUGCAGUCUGGUCACCUGAUCUGAUGCUUCAUGGAGUAUUUAAAAAAAAAAAAAUGCUGGCCUUAUUAAUACUAAUUUUAACUUUUAAGGUUACUUUUGUGACAGGUGGUAUUUGAUCAUGUCUGGUUCAGUUCAGAACAUAAUUUAAGCGUUAGUGCCCCUAAUGUCUUGUCUAACUGAAGUUUAAAGUCUUGACUGAGGGGGAAAAA